Botrytis byssoidea is the source of this 1202-nucleotide messenger RNA. RefSeq lists its product as uncharacterized. NCBI's taxonomy places the organism in Eukaryota, Fungi, Ascomycota, Leotiomycetes, Helotiales, Sclerotiniaceae. The record is from RefSeq and is a predicted model, not a curated record. Gene Ontology annotation, molecular function: nucleotidase activity. The transcript is spliced from 3 exons. Bases 154 to 1044 code for a protein of 296 amino acids.
ACAGUUACAUUUCUCUUCUAGGAGUUUUUGUAUAUAAUGGUUUGAUUAAUCCGGCGAUAGGAGGAUACAGAAGUUCCUCUCGCUGUCGCUUUCUAGGUCUCCAAGUCAAUUGUUGAACCGUACACUCUUCAGUUCUGCACCGAGCCAUUAAUCAUGCGUUUCGCAACUGCAUCUUUAGCAUUGCUUCCAGCUGUUGCGCAAGCGGUUAACAUUGUUUCUGCAAACGAUGAUGGUUGGGCUGAGAUCAAUAUCAGAACUCUGUACAAUUCUCUGACCACUGCGGGACAUGAUGUUCUCGUUUCUGCCCCUGCAGAGAACAAGAGUGGUGCAGGUUCUCUGACUGGCACACCCACUGUCCUCACCGAGGCAUGCGAAUUUAAUUCCUGUCCAAGUGGGAGUCCAGCAGUAGGCUAUAAUAGCUCAGCUCCUCAAUUUAACUACGUCAACUCUUACCCUGCGACUGCGAUGGAGUAUGGUAUCGAAACGUUGGCUCCAGGAUACUUUGGAGGUGCCCCUGACCUUGCUGUUACUGGACCAAACGUCGGAGUCAACACUGGUGUUAUUUCUUUCGUCUCCGGUACUGUUGGAGCAGCGAUUGAGGCCGUAGAGCUCGGUGUACCAGCAAUUGCCUUCAGUGGAGCCGAAGGAUCCGCAACCGCCUGGAAUGUUGCGGCACCGGCCUAUGCCACUAUCUAUGGCGAAUUAGGUGCAAAAGUAGUCGAUGCCAUCGUUGCUUCUGGUACUCCAUAUCUCCCAGACGAAACAUUCUUGAAUGUCAACUUCCCUGAAACUACCGAUUGCACAUCAGCGUCUGAUUUCAGCUUCGUUCUUUCCAGGAUUUAUACUGCAGUUCCAUUGAUUAGUGGUACUGAUGUUGUAACUUGCAACAAUGGAGGUAGACUUCCUACUGAGACUAAAGUUGUUGGAACCGAUGGAUGCUAUGUCAGUAUCAGUCUUGGUGGAACAAACAAGAGGGAUAGUAGUGCUGCCAACCAAGCAGUUGUUUUGAGCAAGCUCUCCAGUAUUCUUACAUGCUUACCUUAAUUGAGAGGGAUAUUGGAUCAACAUCAUGGGCGAGGAAAUCAAAAAGACAUUCCAUCUGGAUUUAUUAAAAUAGAUAUCCUAAUUGAAACUCAUAACGAAUCAAACUCCUGUUUUGUAAGCUGUGCUGAGCGUGAAAGUGAACAGCCUGUUGUUAGUGG